AUGGCACGAUCCGCCAUCGUGCAAGAGUACGACACUCCCCCCACCACGCGCUCCGUAACCUUCAGCGUCGACCAAAAAACCAACUACGAGCGUCUACACAAUGGCAUCACACGUCCCAAGGGCUACACAGUCUCUUACCACGCCAACCCAGCCGUCGAAGCGCACCAUUUCGGGUCUUCUCAUCCCAUGAAACCAUGGCGUUUGGUGCUGACCAAAGAACUCGUCCUCGCCUACGGAAUGCAUCACGCCAUGGACCUAUAUCUCAGUCGUGCAGCAACAUUCGAAGAAAUGGCCGAGUUUCAUACAGAGGACUAUCUCGAGUUUUUGAGACAGGUUAUCCCCGCUGAUAUGGAGGCCGCGGAACAAUCGGAUCGGAUUGCGAGUUAUAAUAUUGGAGAUGAUUGUCCGAUUUUUGAUGGGUUGUUUAAUUAUUGUUCGCUUUAUGCGGGCGGGACGGUGGAUGCGGCGAGGAAGUUGGUCAAUAAUCAGGCGGAUAUCGCGAUUAAUUGGUCGGGGGGUUUGCAUCAUGCGAAAAAGACGGAGGCGAGUGGGUUUUGUUAUGUGAAUGAUAUCGUUUUGGGGAUUUUACAAUUACUUCGUUUCCAUCCGCGCGUCAUGUACAUCGAUAUCGACGUUCAUCACGGCGACGGCGUAGAACAAGCGUUCUGGUCAACCGAUCGCGUGCUGACGGUCUCAUUUCAUAAAUACGACAAGGACAACUUCUUCCCCGGCACCGGCGCACUCGACAGCAACGGCCCAUCUCACCCUCUAAACCCCGGUUCGCGCCACGCCAUCAACGUACCUCUCAACGAUGGCAUCGAGGACGGCGAUUAUCUCCAACUCUUCAAAGCCGUAAUUAGUUCCUGCGUUGAAACCUACAAUCCAGGCGCAAUCGUCCUACAAUGCGGUGCCGAUAGUCUGGGUUGCGAUCGACUGGGUUGUUUCAAUCUCAACGUCACGGGUCACGGCGCCUGCGUCGCAUACACCAAGACAUUAGGUCUACCCAUGCUCGUCGUCGGGGGUGGAGGCUACACACCACGCAACGUAUCUCGCGCCUGGGCCCACGAAACAUCCAUCCUAAUCGAUGCCGCCGAUAAAAUCGACCCAAAUAUCCCGGACACAGUCACAUUCCGCAACCAAUUCGCUCCCGAUUACAGCCUCUUCCCACCGUUAAGCGAAAUGCGAAAAAUCGAAAAUAAAAACUCAAAACAAUACCUCAAUAAUCUUGUUGCGACUAUUCGUGAACAACUUCGAUAUAUGCAAGGGGCACCCAGUGUACAAAUGAGUUUUGUGCCGCCGGAUAUUCUGGGGCUGAGGGAGGAAGUGGAGAAGGAGCUUGAAGAGCAGAAGGAGGACAUGGAUGAGGAGAAGGGGGAGAGGGAGCAAGGGAUUAGAUCUUCGGCGGGUGCGUCGUUGUCGCCGGGGGAGGCUGCGUCGAGGGUGUCGAGGAGGGAGUUGGAGAGGGGGGUAGGGACGAGGGGGGAGUUGUCUGCUUGA
Talaromyces stipitatus ATCC 10500 is the source of this 1497-nucleotide messenger RNA. RefSeq names its product histone deacetylase HosA. The transcript has a single exon. NCBI's taxonomy places the organism in Eukaryota, Fungi, Ascomycota, Eurotiomycetes, Eurotiales, Trichocomaceae. The coding region runs from base 1 to 1497 and encodes 498 amino acids. The record is from RefSeq and is a predicted model, not a curated record. Gene Ontology annotation, molecular function: histone deacetylase activity.